Messenger RNA from Quercus lobata, 615 nucleotides. Its product is annotated as protein DMP7-like. The transcript has a single exon. Bases 1 to 615 code for a protein of 204 amino acids. Lineage: Eukaryota; Viridiplantae; Streptophyta; Magnoliopsida; Fagales; Fagaceae. Gene Ontology annotation, biological process: endomembrane system organization. The record is from RefSeq and is a predicted model, not a curated record.
AUGGAUGGUGCAAAUGCAGUACUGCAACAAAUAGAGCAACCACUUUUGGAAAAUGAACCAAAACCCCCCAAAACACCAGCACAAAAGGCCAUAAGAAAGUCCUUCAAAAUAUCAGCACAUUUGGCCAAUCUUCUUCCCACAGGCUCAGUCCUCACAUUCCAAGUUUUGUCCCCGGCUUUCACACACCAAGGGCAGUGUCAAACCAUCAUAAGCCGCACCAUGACUCUUGGACUUUUAGCAUUGUGUUGCUUCUUAAGCUUUAUUCUAAGAUUCACUGAUAGCUUCAGAGACGCAAGAGGCAAAGUUCGGUAUGGUUUAGCCACAUCUCGGGGCUUGUGGGUGAUCGAUGGGUCAGUGAAAAUGGAACCUGAGGAGGCAGAAAAGUAUAGACUAAAGUUCAUUGAUUUCUUCCAUGCCUUCAUGUCCGUUCUGGUUUUUGUAGCAGUGGCAAUGUUUGAUAAAAACAUUGUCAAGUGCUUCUGCCCAACACCAUCUCCAGAGACCAAGGAACUUCUAGUGACAUUGCCUAUUGGGAUUGGCAUCGCAUGCAGUGUGUUGUUUGUUGCACUCCCCACAAAGCGCCAUGGAAUUGGAUUCCCUCUCUCUCGCAACUAA